CAUUCGAAGUCGAAACCUUGUGCAGUCUCCUCACGAGAGAGCAAAACUUGUGUUGUCAUUUGACGAUUUACAGCAUACCCGAAAAACUCUUCUAAAAUGGACAACAGCGUUGGGUUUUUGGUGAUCGUGUUCAUCGUGGCGGUGAGCGGGCAAGCCAUCGGCAUACAACAACAGACCCAAAUAUUGCCAACUGAACAACAAGAUAACCACUUCUUAUGUGUGCUCUGUGAAGAAGUGUUGACCUUCUCGUAUAACGUGAGCACUGACAAGGAAUUCUUGGCCUUGUUGCAGAAUUACCAGAGGCAGGUUGCGUGCACUUACUUGAUCCCUGAGGGUUUCAAGUCUUUCUGCGAAAACUAUAUCCAAGACAUCCCAAAGCUGGUCGUAGCAUUCGCCAACACCUAUUUGAAUCCCGACAGGUGCGCAUUUCUCUGCAAGUCCUCGGAUAUGAACCAGCAGCUGAACGUCUUGGGCAGCAUUGUCAAGAAGAUGGGGGGAGCGUCUGGGAAAGACCUCUUCAAGUAGAACAAGCCCAGCCAACAUCUCCCUGAAGACGAAUCUGCAUGCAUUCAUUUUAUUAGCUUGCUUUUUGUUUGAUCAUAUAUUCCAGUUUAAUGUUAUUGGUGAAUAAGCAAAUAUAUAUAUAUUUUUUCAUUGUGUCAGAUCUUUUCAUUUUGUCGGUCACGGGCUACUUUGAGAUAAUUUUUGACACACUAGGGGGCGCUAUUUGGUAUGGGCAAACUCUUUUGUAUUUACUGCUACGAAACAGCGCUGUUCUAUUAGUUCCCAGCAUACCUCAAAACGAUAAGAAUUGGGGGUUUUUCUCCAAAAUCCUUGAAAAGGCAGCCAACAACGCGCUGUAUUCGUGCCUCGAUUAGAACAAUCUGAUUCUGCUUGCCAAUCUGAUUUUAGACCACUGCACUCGACGAAGAACACGUUGCAUGAAUUAAUAAUUGUCUUUAUGCAAUAUAACACAAAAAAGAAACAGUUUUUAUUGAUCUUAGAAAGGCAUUCGAUUCUGUCGAAUCAAAUUAUCCUCUUAAAGAAGCCGCAGAACAUUAUUUUGACACUGUUUUAAACUGGUUUGGUUCGUAGCUAUAGUCAAACGCAAACAGUCCGUGUGCAUUGAACCGAACCAAUCCAGUUAGUCCAAGAGCCAGGGGUCAUUCAUAUUCUUUUUUUUUGGGGG
Messenger RNA from Patiria miniata (bat star), 1189 nucleotides. RefSeq lists its product as uncharacterized. Lineage: Eukaryota; Metazoa; Echinodermata; Asteroidea; Valvatida; Asterinidae. Bases 97 to 525 code for a protein of 142 amino acids. The transcript has 4 exons. The record is from RefSeq and is a predicted model, not a curated record.